Dichotomopilus funicola is the source of this 513-nucleotide messenger RNA. RefSeq names its product Prefoldin. Gene Ontology annotation, cellular component: prefoldin complex; cytoplasm. The transcript has 5 exons. Gene Ontology annotation, biological process: RNA polymerase III assembly; RNA polymerase I assembly; protein folding. Lineage: Eukaryota; Fungi; Ascomycota; Sordariomycetes; Sordariales; Chaetomiaceae. The coding region runs from base 1 to 513 and encodes 170 amino acids. The record is from RefSeq and is a predicted model, not a curated record.
AUGGCCAGUCGUGGUGGUCAACAACAGCAAGGCGAAGGCGUCGACCUCGCCACGCUCACCGCCCAGCAACUAAGCGCCGUCAAGAAGCAGCUCGACGGCGAAGUCGAACACCUCUCCAACUCAUACGCCCAGCUUGCCGCAGCCCAGGCCAAGUUCAAGGAGUGCCUGCGCGUCGUUCAGUCGGGGUCGUCGUCUUUCGAUAAAUCCAAAUCCAUCCUCGUCCCGCUUACAUCCUCACUCUAUGUCAAGGGUAACCUGGCCGAUCCGGACCGGGUACUUGUCGAUGUAGGGACGGGCUUCUACGUAGAAAAGGACACAAAAUCCGCCACGACCUUCUACGACGCCAAAGUCAAAGAACUCGCCGCCAAUAUUCAAGGGCUCGAGGGGAUCGUCCAGGCCAAGACCAACAACCUGCGUGUGGUAGAAGAAGUCCUGCGACAAAAGGUCAUCGCACAAGGAGGAGCAGGGGCAGGGGCAGGCCCAUCAGCCGGGCAAGCGGCAUCGGCCGCAUGA